Molecule: messenger RNA, 2135 nt
Organism: Hypoxylon trugodes
Lineage: Eukaryota; Fungi; Ascomycota; Sordariomycetes; Xylariales; Hypoxylaceae
Product: beta-lactamase/transpeptidase-like protein
Exons: 4
Coding region: 261-1997 (578 amino acids)
Source: RefSeq, a predicted model, not a curated record
GUUACAGUAGAUUCUAUCCGCGUAUAGAGCGCGGAAUUAGACCCGACACGAAAGCACAAUGCAUCGCCUCAGUACCUUUCAGCUUGGAGAUCACUCGCAUUGCCGGCUGCGCCGAUUACUAAAUAGGCAGCCAUUUAAUAAACCGCUUACAUUUACAAAUAUACGUAAAGAAGUAUAUAACAUCCAAAAUGUCCCUUCCGAAUGUGCCGCUCAGAUAUCGUGAAGUAUUGUGCAAUUCGGAGCACUGAAAUCUUGACGCCAUGAAGUUGACACAAAAUAUUCUGGGGGCGUGUCCCUUACUAGUAAUGUUUUUUAGCGAUGCACUCGCUGCUAAGAACAACCACUGCCCCCCUCUUGGGGCAGUCUUACCAGCGCCGACGAGUCCGAGCUCCCAUCCAGCGGUGCAAUCAGCUGUGGGGGCACUCAAGGAAGCCAUCAACGGUAUAACAGGAAGUUUCAAUAGCACGGCGAUAUCAAUUGGUGUGAAGUCUCUUCACGAGACGGAGCCUCUAGUUGAUUUACACUAUACCCCGCCGCAAUUGGAUUCCCGAGGAGCCCAAGAAAUCAAUGCGUCAACGAUCUACCGACUUGCUAGUAUCUCUAAAGUGUUCUUGACGCUGGCAGCGCUUAAGACCACUGGCAUUAGCAUGAACGACCCUAUCACCAAAUACGUGCCACGAUUGAGAGACCUACAACGGGAGGCAAAUGGCACCAGGAAUAGCCUCACGGUUGUUGACUGGGAUGACGUAACAAUAGAGGCCUUGGCAUCUCAUAUGGGUGGGAUUUCAUCAGAUGUGAUCGACAUGACUGGCUAUCCGGCUGAUUGGACCCAAGUUGGACUUCCAGAGGCGCGGGAAACGCUCAAAUGUGCGGGAGUCAAUGGAUUAACGCCGUGCACCGCAGAAGAUUUCUGGAAUACUUGGGGCAAGCAUGAUCCUGUCUUUGCGCCAUUCAGUAAACCGUUAUAUUCCAAUACGGCUUUCUUCAUAAUCAGCCUCGCCAUCGAAGCCGCUUCCGGCCGAUCCUUCGAUGAUGUUGUCCAGAAGGAAAUAUUGGACGUCGCCGGUUUAACAAGUACGAGUCUUACGAAGCCUGACGAUAAGAUCGGAGCUAUCAGUGUGGGCGAUUUGAACUGGAACGCAUCCUUCGGAACUGAUGAUCCUGCCGGAGGUUACUACUCAAGCACGAAGGAUCUCCUUGCUUUCGGCGAGGCUAUACUAUCAAACAAGCUACUAUCACCAGCGCAAACCCGCCGCUGGCUCAAGCCUGUAACAUUCACGUCAUCCCUAGGCCUAUUCAUCGGCGCGCCCUGGGAGAUCGGCCGUUCCGAUAACAUCACCUCCGAUAAGCGCUUAGUCGAAUUUUAUUCUAAGGGAGGCGACGCCGGCGCGUUUCAUACGAUAAUAGCCUUGGUUCCAGACUACGAUCUCGUCGUGACUGUAAUGGGAUCUGGACCCGAGUCAGACGGUAACGUUAUCCAGGUACUGUUCUCUCAGAUUAUCCAAGCCUUGCUUGGAGCUAUCGAGACCGCUGGCAAAGAUGACGCUACUGCUGCUUUCGCGGGUACCUAUCUCGACGAGGCGACGAACUCUACUAUCACUCUCGCCGUCGAUGACGAGGGACCCGGUCUCGGCAUCUCGAACUGGACGGUUCGAGGCGUGGACGUGCCUUCGCAUUGGGCUCAGUACUUCGGCACCGGAGAUCCAGUGCCGGAAACUUAUGUCUCUACGCGACUGUAUCCAACAGGCCUAACCGCCGGUUCGAAGACGUCGUGGCGUGUUGGUAUUGAUAUCGGUACCCCCGAAGACAUCUCCCAGGCCGAUGCGCUGCUGUUCUGGCCACAGGGCAGUUGUAUAUCGUGGGGUACGAUGGAUAGGGCGACUUACCAGUUCAAGGCAAUUGAUGAGAUGUUCUUCAGCUUGGAUCAAUCGGGGGCUGCUACGAGUGUGGAGUUCCGUGGCUUCCAAGCUACGUUGAAGAAGGUUCAAAGUUCGUGAGAGGAACCUAGCCGUGGUCCCCGUUCGCAUUAUGGCUAUUCUAAUUCUACCUUAAUUCAUUUGUAGUUUUAAUUUGAAUUCUAUCUCAACUUGCCCAUUGGUAAUUUACUGGCUUGCACGAGAAAUACUAUAUUCCUA